Messenger RNA from Cajanus cajan (pigeon pea), 1044 nucleotides. The record is from RefSeq and is a predicted model, not a curated record. NCBI's taxonomy places the organism in Eukaryota, Viridiplantae, Streptophyta, Magnoliopsida, Fabales, Fabaceae.
AUGGAAGUUCGCUACAAACUUUUCAUGGGAACACUCAAAAAGGCAGCACUUGAUUGGUUUAGUGGUCUCCCUGACCGAUCAAUCACCGACUUUGACGUCUUCAGUAGACUCUUCAUGGCACAAUUCGCCGCCAACAAGAAGAAGCCACCGAUUACAUCGGACUUGUUCGAUCUCAAGCAGCAGCGGGAGGAGUCGCUGAAGGACUUUAUGCAAAGGUUCAAUGAGGUCGCAUUGAGGAUAGCAUCUUUGGACGAAAGGAUGGCUGUCAUCGCAUUCGAAAAGGGCCUGAGGUCUGGAGCUUUCGACAUUGCUCUGAAAAGAGCAAAUUGCCAGACGAUGUCGGAGGUGAGAGCCUUCGCACUGAGUCACAUUAAGACGGAGGAAGGACAGAUUAGCAAAAGAGCAGCGAAAAGCCGAGAAGCGGGGGGCAGAAAUAAGGAGGGAAAUAAGUAUCUCCGACCACGAUCAGACCGGAGCAAACGAUGUGACCGAUACAACUUGAAGGAGGGAAAUUACAGGCGACAGAUACUUCACGAUGUCAACAGCGCAUCACUGUUUGAGUUUCCAGCGGCGACGGAACGUCAAUUGGGACCCUUUAAAACUGAUUGGUGUCAGUUCCAUAGAGCUCAUGGACACCACACUGAAAAUUGUUUCGUCCUAGGGAGGCAGAUCGAGCGUUUGAUCAAGGAAGGGCUACUGAAAGAGUUUGCGGCAAGGAAACAGGAAGGAGGUUCAUCGGAUAGGCGACAUAGGCGCGCACAAGAUGAUACCAGGAGGGAUAGGUGUAGAGAGAGAACUCCUCCUAGAGACAUGCCAAUGAAGGUGUCAGAAACCCACCAGCAACCCAUCCACGAGGACUUCAAUACCAUCGCAGGGGGCUUCGCCGGCGGGGGAGCUACCUUUGCUGCCCGAAAGAGGUAUACUCGGUCGGUCCUGACAGCAUCAGAAUUCAGGCGACCAUUACAGCCUGAAAUUUCAUUCUCAGACUCGGAUUACGAAGGAGUAGCUCCUCACGAGGACGACCCCGUCGUCAUAUCGACAAUU